AUGUUGUCAGAAGAACCAGUUUUAGAGCCCAAACCGGACGACAGCAAGGAGGUUCGGGAAAAGGAACAGAAAAACUCAAACACUUCCUUCAUCCACAAGCUAUAUGCUAUGCUCGAGGACCACGACCUGGAUCACUUGAUUUGGUGGCAUUCCAACCAGACAUCGUUCUACGUGUUACCCUCGGAAGAGUUCACCAGAGUUCUGAGCAAUUAUUUCAAACACGCAAAUGUGGCCUCGUUUAUCCGUCAACUCAACAUGUAUGGGUUCCAUAAAGUCAACGACAACUUCAACAACGAAACACUGACAACCACACCUCCGCCUUCAGAACAGGCUGGCUCCAGAAAAGGCUCGAAUUCCUCAAAUAAUUCCUCGUUUGUUUGGGAGUUCAAACACUCGUCUGAUUGGUUUAGACAAGGGAAUGUGGAAGGACUCACUCAAAUCAAGCGUAGAUCGUUCAAAAACGUCACUUCCCAGAAAGAAGUCCACAACAUCAAGGUUCCUCCCAUUGAGGGCGCCCCUGAGCCCCAAAACUACGUCCCGUAUAGAUAUCAGCCAAACAGUCCUGGAGACAUGAACGAUACUACAGUUCAGGAAGAGAUGGACAUGAAGUCACGAAUGACAAACUCCUAUCUCCAACAGCAGAUGAGCACCUCUGUUCCGAAGACAGACGCAAAAUACAUGGAGGUGGCAGCCCAAUAUAGCGAGCUGCUUCGCUCCUACGACAUGCUGAAUUAUCGCUACGAGAUCGUCAAAGAAGACCUCACAAAGACCAACUACGAUUGUGUUUCGCUUAUAGAUGUUUUGAGAGACGUUGUUGGAUUGGUGCCUAAGGACCCGGUCAACGAACAAGUCACCUCCAAAGUGCUUACCGAGCUGGAAAAGUUCAAAACCAACGUUUUGCAGCGCUGUGCAGCAAGAGACAUGGCGUUCAAGCAGCUGAGUAACGGACCGGGAUACUACGGCGACUCUGGCAUGUUGUAUUCAGAACCUCCAAGCUCAUUGGCCGGCCCAAUGCCUACUCCACACGUCUCGAUCUCUCACUCGCACCAGCCGGUGGGACGCAACCUUUCUGCGUCCUCGUUCCACCCAUACGAACCGUCUCAGAUGCCGUACAAGGACAUCAGAUACAGUGUAUCGUCCAACAGAUCCAGAAACCUGUCUGUUUUCGACCCGUUGCAACCUGCUACCCCAGCACUCAUCCCAGCUGGCCAUCCUCCGCAGGGACCUGAGCAGUCGCCCGCAGUGCUGAACCAAGCUCACGAGGGAGAGCUUCAACCGAUUCAUCGCGACUCGAACGUGAUGAUGCCAUUUUCCGGGUCUCCAGGUCCUCCAAGACGCUCGUCGCCCGGCCUGGGCAACCCACCAGUGAUGCUCCAGUCUUUGAGCACUGUUCAGACGGACACUCUCAAGACCAGAUCGUCGUCCACGAACUCACUGCCGUACUUGCACAAUGCGACCUCGUCUCCAACGAACAAUCUCAGAAGAGCAGGCUCGAACCCGACCCCACCAACCAUCAGCGACGAAAAGCGAGGCAGCCAGGGCUACUCGCUGGCCAACCCGCCACGGUCGCUUCCCCAGAUCAAUACGCCUCCGGUGCACGAGCCACAACGGAAUAACUCGACCGCAUCGACUGGCCCCACCAAUCCUUCCUCUACUGCUGUUUUUUCCCUUUUGAAUCCGUCCAAGAGCCAUCCCGAAGACCAGAAAAGAGAUCUGGACCAAGCGGACGAAAACGUGAAGCGCGCCCGCAGCCAAUGA
Messenger RNA from Ogataea philodendri, 1758 nucleotides. RefSeq lists its product as uncharacterized. Lineage: Eukaryota; Fungi; Ascomycota; Pichiomycetes; Pichiales; Pichiaceae. The coding region runs from base 1 to 1758 and encodes 585 amino acids. Gene Ontology annotation, molecular function: DNA-binding transcription factor activity; sequence-specific DNA binding. The transcript has a single exon. The record is from RefSeq and is a predicted model, not a curated record. Gene Ontology annotation, biological process: regulation of DNA-templated transcription.